Messenger RNA from Zalophus californianus (California sea lion), 2470 nucleotides. RefSeq names its product phosphatidylinositol glycan anchor biosynthesis class W (gene PIGW). Gene Ontology annotation, molecular function: glucosaminyl-phosphatidylinositol O-acyltransferase activity. Lineage: Eukaryota; Metazoa; Chordata; Mammalia; Carnivora; Otariidae. Gene Ontology annotation, biological process: GPI anchor biosynthetic process; protein localization to plasma membrane. The transcript has 2 exons. The record is from RefSeq and is a predicted model, not a curated record. Gene Ontology annotation, cellular component: endoplasmic reticulum; membrane. The coding region runs from base 551 to 2059 and encodes 502 amino acids.
ACGGCCUGAGCCGCCGAGCGCGCGGCCCCCGCCAGGCCCGACUGCAAAGGCAGGCGGGAGGGCUGGGAGAGACGGCGGGAAGAGCCGAGGAGGGGAGGGAAGAGGAGAGGGCGGGAGCGAGCCGGGGAGGAGAGGAAGCCGGGAUCGCCAGAGCGCACCGGCCGCCCGCCGCUCUGGCCCAGUGGCCGGGAGCCAGCCGGCUCCUCCCCCGGGGCGGGGCGCGCACUGAGAGCGGGGCGCACGUGGCCCGCUCUUGCCGGGGUCGCAGUUAGGGGCUCCUGCUGGGACAAAGUAUUUUGAGAACCUGGGGUAAGAUGGGGUUGAGACGCCGCCCUCCCGUAUUCCGGCAGGAGACGCGUGGGAGGCAGGGCCUCCCGGGCUUCACAGGGCCUGGGGUCCUUCAGUAGAGGACGCCGUGGUCGAACACUGAGCCGGGCCCUCUGACCCCCACCAGUCUGAGACUCGUCGUGGGGUUCGAGGGACGGCGGUGAAGCGCGUGACGCGUCUGCUCCGGGCUCCACGGACGGACCUGGGCGCGGAAGAAGAAAAAAUGUCUCAGAAGCAGAUGAAGGAAGCUUUUGUCAGUAACCACAAUGGAACCAGCGUGCUGGAAGUCACCCAGGGCCUGUGCUUACCUGCAUUCUGUAUCCUGUGCAGAGGGCUUCUCAUCAUUCUCUCACAGCACUUGUGUUCUUUACAUACCUGGAGAACUAGAUUCUUCAUUGACUUUGUUUUCCUAAUAGUUCCCCUGGUGGCCACUUUGACAAUUUUGUCUUCAUUUGUCCUCCUGGAGCACCUUGCUGUAAUUAUCCUUGGAGCAGGCCUAGUCUAUCAAAUAUACUGCAGGAGAACUUGCUGUACCAGAAUGCCUGUCCAGAAAAUACUUGAAAAAUUCAUGAAAAUCAGUCUAGAAUCAGAAUACGUUCCAGCCAUCUCCUGUUUCCGUGUAAUUAACAGUGCAUUUACUGCUAUUGCCAUUUUGGCUGUGGACUUCCCACUUUUUCCCAGAAGAUUUGCCAAAACUGAGCUCUAUGGGACAGGAGCAAUGGAUUUUGGAGUAGGAGGUUUUAUUUUUGGGACUGCAAUGGUUUGUCCAGAAGUUAGGAGAAAAUACACGGAAGGGUCCAGAUUUUAUUAUCUUACAAAGUCCUUGUACGCUGUUUGGCCAUUAGUUUUCCUAGGAGUAGGACGAUUAGUCAUUAUAAAAUCCAUAGGCUAUCAGGAACAUUUAACUGAGUAUGGAGUUCACUGGAACUUUUUCUUUACCUUAGUAGUUGUGAAACUGUUAACAUCACUGCUUUUGAUUAUUUUUCCUGUAACUAAAUCCUGGAUUGUGGCCAUCAGCAUUAUUGUGUUAUACCAGCUAGCCCUUGACUUUACCCCACUGAAAAGGUUAAUUUUGUAUGGCACUGAUGGUAGUGGCACAAGGAUUGGUUUAUUAAAUGCCAACCGCGAAGGAAUAAUCUCUACCUUGGGGUAUGUGGCAAUUCAUAUGGCUGGUGUGCAAACAGGGUCAUAUAUGCUUAAAAAAAGAUCACAUGUCAAAGACUGGAUAAAAGGAACAUACUGUAUCCUGCUGACAGCUAUUAGCCUCUUCAUAUCUCUUUACAUAGUUCAGGUAAAUGUAGAAGUAGUAUCUCGGAGAAUGGCCAAUUUAGCCUUUUGUAUUUGGAUAGUUGCUUCUAGCCUGAUCCUUCUUAGUAGUUUAUUACUGGGUGAUAUAAUUUUGAGUUUUGCGAAAUUUCUAAUUAAAGGGGCUGUAGUACCAUGUUCUUGGAAACCAAUCCAGUUGUCUGCCACAAAUAAAAAGCAUUCAGAAUCUCUAGUCUCUGAAGCUGAAAGAAAGGAACCCAGUCUUUGUUUAAUUACAGCUAUGAAUAGAAACCAGUUAAUUUUUUUCUUGCUGUCAAAUAUAACUACUGGUCUGAUCAACCUGUUGGUAGAUACGUUACACAGCAGUACCUUGUGGGCCUUAAUUGUGCUCCAUCUCUAUAUGUUUACCAACUGUUUAGUUAUAUAUGUGUUACACUUGCAAGAUAAGACUAUAAAAUUUUGGUGAUCAGCAUAGGUACAAAGUACCUGUGUUACAAAAUGAGGGAGAAUAUUAAAUGUGAAGAAAGUGGGCUUUUGGCAACCCAGUGUUAACCAUAUUAUAGAAUUGAGUUUCAAUCCUCUAUAAUAGUAGUGAUGCCUACUGUUUUAAUGUAUCCUAACACCAUACAAUUUUAAAGAAACUGCAGUCGUGACACUGAAAGAUUAGAGGGUAGGGAGGAGGAUUUUUACUUUACAUCUUACAUCACAAACCAUUCUGUAUUUUUUUAUUGUAUGACUUUUAUAAUAAAUUUACAUUACAACAUCUCAGCAUGAUCGUGAAAUUGUCAACACUUCUUUUUUUUUUUAAGAUUUUAUUUAUUUGACAGAGUGAGCACAAGCAGGAGAGGGAGAAGCAGGCCCCUCGAUGAACAGGGAG